CUGGGAAAUGUAGUUCCUCUUUCUCCGACAUGGCGGCGCCCAGGUGAGGCGGCGCUGUGCAGGCGCCCGCGAGUUUUCCGGCGAGGUUAGAAGAACUGGCGAAGGACAGGGCACCCGUGGGCUGAGAACAAAGCCUGAACCGACGCCGAGGUUUGGCAGCAUUGCCAUGGACAGCAGCCAGCAAAGUAAUGGGAGACUCAAUAAAACUGAGAAGAAGUUCUUAAGGAAACAGAGUAAGGCCAGACAUACAUUGCUGAGACAUGAAGGCAUUGAAGCAGUACCCCAUGCUACUCAGAGCCUGGUUGUUGCCAAUGGUGGUCUGGGCAAUGGUGUGAGUAGGAACCAGCUGCUCCCAGUUUUAGAGGAAUGUGGACUGGUGGAUGCUCUCUUAAUGCCACCUAAUAAGCCCUACUCAUUUGCAAUGUACAAAACUACAGAAGAUGCCAAAAAAGCCUAUGUGGCUCUCAAUGGAAAAGAAAUAGUGGAUGACUUAGGACAGAAGAUCGUUCUGUAUUUGAACUUUGUGGAAAAAGCACAAUGUAGAGAGUUAGGGCGUCAAGCCUUACCUCCAGGCCUCGUGGUAAUAGAAGAGAUUAUUUCUUCUGAAGUGGAGAACAUGCUUUUGGAAAGUGUUAGCUGGAGAGAAGAUACAGACAAUCAAAACUUUCAAAAAUCCUUGAAACAUAGACGAGUAAAGCAUUUUGGUUAUGAAUUCCACUAUGAGAACAACAAUAUUGAUAAAGAGAAGCCGUUACCUGGGGGUCUUCCUGACAUUUGUGAUAGCAUUUUGGAGAAGUGGUUAAAGGAAGGUCUUAUUAAACAUAAACCUGAUCAGUUGACUAUAAACCAGUAUGAACCUGGUCAUGGAAUUCCUGCUCACAUUGACACGCAUUCUGCUUUUGAGGACGAGAUCAUCUCUCUCAGUUUGGGGUCAGAGGUCGUCAUGGAUUUUAAGCAUCCAGAUGGUGCCAUAGUGCCAGUUAUGUUGCCUCGUCGGAGUUUGCUGGUGAUGACAGGAGAAUCUAGAUACUUAUGGGCCCACGGAAUCACACCCAGAAAAUUUGAUACUGUCCAAGCAUCAACAGGUCAUAAAAGUGGCAUUAUUACCAGUGAUGCUGGAGAUUUAACUUUAAACAGGAGAGGAGUACGGACAUCAUUCACAUUUAGAAAAGUGAGACAAACACCCUGUAACUGUAGUUACCAUUUGGUCUGUGACAGACAGAGGAAGGAGACUGCCCCAUCAUUUCCAGAGAGUGAAAAAGAAGCUUUACAACUAGAGCGAGACUAUGUCCAUCAAGUUUAUGAAGAGAUUGCUGGGCACUUCAGUAGUACGAGGCAUACUCCAUGGCCGCAGAUCGUGGAGUUCUUAAACUCUCUGCCAAACGGUUCACUAGUAGCUGAUAUUGGAUGUGGAAAUGGAAAGUAUCUUGGCAUCAAUAAGGAGUUAUAUAUGAUCGGAUGUGAUCGGAGCCAAGGCCUGGUGGACAUCUGCAGAGAGAGGCAGUUCCAGACCUUUGUCUGCGAUGCGCUGGCAGUGCCAAUCCGCAGUGGGUCCUGCGAUGCCUGCCUCUCCAUUGCUGUUAUUCACCAUUUUGCAACCACGGAACGUAGAGUCGCAGCUCUCCAAGAACUUGCUAGGCUCCUGAGACCUGGGGGGAAGGCACUCAUAUAUGUUUGGGCAAUGGAACAAGAAUAUAAUAAGACCAAGUCUAAGUACCUUAAGGAAAACCGAAUUAGCCAAGGAAAGGAAGAGGCGAUCAAGCAUGACCCAUCGGCGCAAGAGCUGCCUGUGGAGCAGAUGUCUGCUGGGAGUGAAUGGGACUCCACAGGCCCUGUUCUCUCUGGCAGUGACUUGCUGGAGCAAGACUGUAAGUCAGGGAAAGUGACCAUUUCCAAAUUGCCCGUUCACACUAAUAGGACUUCCUUUCACUCUCAAGACCUUCUGGUUCCUUGGCACCUUAAGGGAAACCCUGGUAAAGACAAAGCUGUCGCUCCUUUUAGUCCAUUAGGAUCCCAGGCCCCGGGUCCUGUGUUUCAUCGCUACUACCAUGUGUUCUGUAAGGGUGAGCUGGAAGCCGUUUGCCGGACUUUGAGUAAUAUCAGCAUUCUGCAAAGCUACUACGACCAGGGAAACUGGUGUGUGAUUCUUCAGAAGGUCUGAGUGUUUCUUUGAGCAUAGUAUAGUAUAUAUAGGGGAGAGAUGCACAGUCUUUUUUUUUUUUUUUUCUUAAGGUGUCUAAAUUGUCUCUAGUUAAAGUGAAAAUAUUUGUGGAAAAGAAGCAGAAGCAUGCUGACAGGAAACCAGAAGUAGAGGUUAGUUAGGAAACAUUCACUCAGUUAGUGUUGUUGACUGUAUUUGACCCUUAUUAAAGGUAGGUGUCUACACUGGGAAGACCCAGGAUGGUUUUGAAAAGUGACCAAAGUAGUCUGUGAAGUAUCUCUGAUUCUGGGAUAAGAGUGCAUAUGCAUUCUGGAGAUAAAUUGCUGGUGUAAAAUGUUACUAAGUUAACUAAAUCAUGUUGGAACCUAGUGAAUCAAUCAAACAUUUUAAUAAAGAAAAUAUUCCCUGUUCAACAGAAAA
Messenger RNA from Erinaceus europaeus (western European hedgehog), 2581 nucleotides. RefSeq names its product alkB homolog 8, tRNA methyltransferase (gene ALKBH8). Lineage: Eukaryota; Metazoa; Chordata; Mammalia; Eulipotyphla; Erinaceidae. The record is from RefSeq and is a predicted model, not a curated record. Gene Ontology annotation, molecular function: 2-oxoglutarate-dependent dioxygenase activity; tRNA binding; S-adenosylmethionine-dependent methyltransferase activity. The transcript has 12 exons. Bases 167 to 2161 code for a protein of 664 amino acids. Gene Ontology annotation, cellular component: cytoplasm; nucleus. Gene Ontology annotation, biological process: tRNA wobble uridine modification.